This is a messenger RNA of Acanthosepion pharaonis, 1446 nucleotides long. The record is from the annotation of a GenBank genome assembly. NCBI's taxonomy places the organism in Eukaryota, Metazoa, Mollusca, Cephalopoda, Sepiida, Sepiidae.
AUGUUCGUUAGAAUGUUAACGAUACUUUCCAAAGGGAACUGCCUGUUUAAUUUCUGCAGACGGAGCUUGACAACAAGUGAAGCGGCAACAGCUCUCCGGCCAUUUUAUUUCGCUGUUCAUCCAGAUUUAUUUGGGCAACAUCCAAAAGAAAGAGGGAUAAAUGAAGAAUCCUUAAAGAAAUUAAACGAAUAUGUUUCUGCCCUUCAUUCUGUUGGCUAUGCUCGACCGACAGAAGUUAUUUUUUACCUGAAGAUCAGUGAUGACAACAAAGGAUUUCCAGUCUUUAAACGCAUUGAAAUUUCACUGUUUUCUCGAGAUCUGAGGACAACCAUCAAAACCAUCCUGAAGGCUUGCAACUUGCCUGUCGACUAUGUAAAUACCAUUGAAAGCAGCUCACCUAAGACAUCUCGGACACGGUCAGGGCAUGGCCUUGUUAACUGGGACCACACAUUUUACAAGGCAAUGAAUUCUGCUGAUGCAAUGAAAGUGAAACCACAAAUAACUCUACAGAAAUGGUUGGAGAAGAAUGUAGUUAAGGCACAACGUUUGUCAGUGAUGACACGAGCUAUACAAGAUGACAUCGAUCGGUUAAGUUCUGCCUUAAAGAAUAAACUCAAGCUACGGGAACUACGAUGGGCUAGUGUUUGGGGAAACACGCAUUAUCGAGGCUGUCUGAGAAGUUUUGAUCGACUUUAUGCAGAAAAUUCACACAAAAUUGAGAAAAUACUCAAAGGUCGUACAUUGGUAUUUGCUAGUUCAACAGGUGUCAAUCUUCAUGGAGACAUUGUCCUCAGUACGGAACAUGUACCAACAUUCUGGAUGAAUCUUCUAAAUUCAGUUCGUGCAUAUGACCCUGUUCUUGAGCGCUUGCCCUAUAUGGAAGAUGAACUCUCUGGCCUGCUGAACAAUAUUCACAUUGUCCGACGACAGAAACGCUACCUGAGCCUCAUGGCAGAACAGUACGAAGAAUUACUUAACAAACUGAUAAAUUCACUACGCAGAUGUCAAGAUGAAGCAAAAACGUGUUUUUUCGAUGAAGACUUGUCUAAUCUUGAAUUAGUUGUUGAAUGUGAAUCUGGUCCCUUGACUGUGUCUCAGACAGGUCAAUUCUUAGUGCCAGCUUCAUGUCCCGGAUCUUUGGUGAUAGAAUUCAUUGACCAAAAUAAGUCAAUGGCUUUGCAGCUUUUAUCCGAAAUACCUGAAUUUUUGGAGAAGGAACAACUAUUGCAUGCAAAAUGCCUGGAAGUUUUCCAUUUGUCUUCCCUAAGCAAAGAUGACACCGUAUCUUCUCAACAAAUGACGAGUUUUUGUAGCCGACUCUUGGAAAACCAACAAAAUCUACUGACCAUUAUUUCUCUAGAGGAUCUCCAUAUACAAGUGUCACAUUAUUAUUCAGUUAUGCAAGAUGGCAGAAUGUGUGUUCCUUGGGACUGGACAGAGCAGUGA